CUGGCUGGGCGAAUUUGACGUUUCCCAGCUGUAUAGAGUCGCGAGUUUGUUGUUUAUUACCUGUGAAAAACCUGUAGAGAAUAAUAAUCGGAUCAAAAUAAUAAUAUUGAGAUUGGCCCUUGGCUCAACUAAAAUACAUCAUGUCCAAAUCAAGCGCAGCACGCUGGGUAAAGUUUUUUAAUGCCGCUGGAAUACCAUCGCCCGCAGCAGCCGGAUAUGCGCACAUCUUUGUGGAAAAUCGCAUACAAGAUGAUAUGCUCUUGGACUUGAAUAAGGAAUAUUUACGGGAGAUGGGAAUAACGCUGAUGGGCGAUAUAAUAGCCAUAUUGCGGCAUUCAAAGAGCGUUAGUGAUCAACUGGCCAGGGAUCAAGUGCUAACGCCGGAGGUGAAUAACACUUCGAAAUCUCCUCCAGGGAGAAAUAAGGUCAAAUCGGUGGCAGCUUCAGCAGUCCCGACCCACAAAUCAACAACAACAACAACAACGGUCUUGCCACCAACCAAACCGGCCAGACGUGUCCUGCCCGAACAUGAGGGUAAAUAUAAGGUAACCCUGCCAUCAGGGACAACCGAAAGAAGCAAACAAAUCCUGGCCAAGCGUGAGAAACUGUAUUCGGAUCGCGUGAGUAGCUCCAAAAAGACGGAUAUAUUCUCACGUCUGCAAAAAACUGUCAUUAGUGAAGAUGAAUCCCAAGAGGGCAUUGUAUCCAGUUCAGUGGUUCACAGUAGCUCGACCAGCGGCGGUGGCGUCGUUAAGAAAGUAGCAGCCACUUCGAGUAAUAACUCGGUCUUUGCUCGCCUUGGGGGUAAAACCACAAAUAUUGAACAACAAUCCCUAACUAAAGAGAUCAAGUCCAUAUUGAAGAACACCCAAAAGUCAAGCGGUGUUGUCGGGGCUAAUGCAAGAGGGGCUACAAAGAAUUCUCCUAUUAUUAAGGCCAAAAAUAUUGCACAAAAGGUAAUGCUUGUCCAUAAGGUUCCUUUGAAACGCGGCGACGAUGACAGCGACGAGGAUGAGAGUAAUGGCAGUGCAGAUGAUCGGAAUUUCUUUGAUAAUGAUGGCGAGUCUGAUUAUAGUGAUGCGGAUGUCGAUAUGCAUUCAACGCCGACUGAAAAAAUUGUUAAAUUCGCCUCCACAGCAGAGGUGAGAGAAAUUGCCCCAGAGAUUACCUGGAAAACGCGAGAGAACAAGAACUUUGCCCACAAUAUUAAAGCCCGCUUGGGCAAAGUUUCAAAACUUCAUGCCACGCGAAAGACAUACAACAUGAAGGCAUCAACAUCGCAGAAAAAUCAUCCAGUUAAUCGUCUAAGUCCGGUCAAGGGCAAGGCAAUCCGCCUACGCAGCGAUGAAUUCUUGACCCGUCAGGAUACUCUGCCCGUCCACAAGAGAUUGGGCAGCACGCCUGCCCCCGGUGGCGGCUUCGCCAAAGUUUCUGCACCGCGUGAACCGCAAAAGAAAUUCAUGGCACCCCGACGACACAAUAGCAUGAAUGCUGGUUCUAAUCGUAAGCCACGCGAUCAAUCGGGCUCUGUUUUUGAUCGUCUGGGAUUUAAUAAUUCAAUGUAACUUAGUCCAAAAUAUGUUGCCUAAAAGUGAACUCGUAAAAAUAAUAGUUUUUCUUUAAGUUAAUAUUAAAAAGCAAGUUUUAGUUUGACCUUACACUUAUAUAUUUACAAUUCGGAACAAUACAAAUUAAAGCAAUUCAUUUCAAAUAUCAAA
Drosophila willistoni is the source of this 1718-nucleotide messenger RNA. RefSeq lists its product as uncharacterized. Lineage: Eukaryota; Metazoa; Arthropoda; Insecta; Diptera; Drosophilidae. The coding region runs from base 141 to 1565 and encodes 474 amino acids. Gene Ontology annotation, cellular component: nucleus. Gene Ontology annotation, molecular function: protein binding. The transcript has 5 exons. The record is from RefSeq and is a predicted model, not a curated record.